AUGGACAAGGAGAACCUGGAAUGGAUCGCUACCAGCAAAAGUUGGCUCAACAGACAAGCAUGCCUGUGGCUCGGCCUUUGCGGUGUCGCCCAUCUCAACAGUGAUGCAUGGGCAUGGGAUGGUGUACAAGAUGAGAUCCCCUCUCCGGUCCGUCCGGAUACAAGUAGCUGGUGGCGGGCCGGCGAAGAAGAUCCAACAUCAUGGACGCCUGACGAGCGCGCAAAGAGAGAGAUACCCCAGUACGUCUUCGACCACGCUCCCUACGUCCAUCUAUUCUCUCGCGAGCAAUUUUGGCCGGGCGACAUCGCCGAGCAUCUCAAUCACACUCCCCCUUACCUCAACUACUCCAAAAUCUCGGACUUGGAGUAUGAACGAAACCUAACGAACCUAAACGACCUCAAUCGCUACGACAGCGGCGGCUACGGCCGAUUCGUAUAUUUGCAGAGCGCAGAUAAUGUUGAAGAACGGCCGCGACCUGAAUGGCUCUCCGGGGUCCAUAAUAUCCCUCAAACCCUCCAGGCGCGGCGCAAGGACCAGGACGAUGAAGAAGAAGCAGAAUGGCCCGAGUUUAGUGAUGCGGAUCAACUUCCUUCCCAACCCACGUUCGAGACUCAGACGACGGAAGAUAUCGAAUCGGUACUUCCUUCUCUGGCCCCGAGGGAAUGCAAGGAUCCCUUCCAGCCAGUGCCAAUGCCGAAGCCCGAUCUUCGAAAGCGAUCAGCCAAACUGCGAGGCACAAAGCACACCCCAAACCAGCUCGGUAGAUCGUCAGCCCCCGCGAUACUUGUGGUCGUGCCCAAGGAAGAUGGCAUAGUGGACGCUUUUUGGUUCUUUUUCUACUCCUUCAACCUCGGCCAGAAGGUGCUCGGUAUUCGCUUUGGCAAUCACGUCGGCGAUUGGGAGCACACCAUGAUCCGCUUCCGACACGGCAAACCCGACCAGGUCUUCCUGUCGGAACACAACUUUGGCGACGCCUUCGCAUGGCAUGCCCUCGAAAACAACGGCACUGCAGCCGCGGGGGCCGAACGACCCGUCGUAUAUUCGGCGGUUGGCACACACGCCAUGUACGCCACCCCGGGCAUGCACCCCUACAUCCUGCCGUGGGGCAUUCUUCACGAUCAGACCGAUCGCGGUCCUCUCUGGGAUCCAGCGCUCAACGCACAGUCGUACACCUGGGAUCCCGUCAAAAAGACCAUCCGCGCGUCGACUCGCAACCCCACGGCGCCCACGGGCUGGUUCCACUUCGCCGGCCACUGGGGAGACAAAUUCUACCCGCUGUCGGACCCGCGUCAAUACCGCUUCGCCGGUCAAUACCACUACGUCAACGGGCCUACGGGCCCACGAUUCAAAAGUCUCGAUCGAGCGAGGGUGUGUCCGCGGCAAGCGAAGAAAUGUCACAUCCGGCAGUGGGCCAACGAUGGCGGCUCGAGGAGGAUGCCGGCCCCCGGUGAAGACGCAGAAGAGGGUGGGAUACCUGGUGGCAAUUCUACUGAUACUUUCAAGCCGUGA
This is a messenger RNA of Neohortaea acidophila, 1509 nucleotides long. RefSeq lists its product as uncharacterized. The coding region runs from base 1 to 1509 and encodes 502 amino acids. The transcript has 3 exons. NCBI's taxonomy places the organism in Eukaryota, Fungi, Ascomycota, Dothideomycetes, Mycosphaerellales, Teratosphaeriaceae. The record is from RefSeq and is a predicted model, not a curated record.